ACAUAUUUAUAAUAUAAAAUACUAAUGAACACAUUUGCCUAUAUUCACUUUAAAUUUUCUUUAGUUCUUUACUAGUUAUAAUUAAUAUUAGUAUUUUAUUUACAAUGGAAUUUUAUUCGUUGAUUUUAAUAAUGUCUAUUGUCGUUUUCGCUAAGAAACCAGAUGAAGGAAUAAAUUGCAAUUGUAGACGAUUUAACAAAUACCGCGAGGAUUACAAAAAUUAUAUCAAAACAGUGGUUGGCCAUAUUCGUUCAAAUAUUGGAUUAAAUGAAAUGCUAUAUCUAAAAUUUAAAGAUGAUUCAAUUAAUACUAUCAGUGUAAUGGAAGCUUUCAAACUCGAAAAAAACUACAAUAAUUUCAAAAAUAACUAUUUUUAUACAAUAAGUCUACUAAAUUUCAAGUAUACUGAAAUACUAAAAAAUUUUCUUGAUUACAUAGAUAUUAUUCUACAAAAGUGUAAGCAAUUUCAUGAAAGAAAUUUAGAAGAAAAAUUUAUUUGUUGUGUAACAUCACUUAUAGAAGAAGUGAAAAAUUCAAAGACUAUGUUUGAAAAUCUUUACAAUGCUAUGGCGUUUAUAAGCUACAUAGAUGUCAGAUUUUUGUUUCAUGGAGCAAUUAUGCCGAAUGUUAUCAUUGACGAAAUUAACUUUUUUCUAAAAUACGUACUUCAAAAAAUAUCAGAGAACAGCCAUUUAGAUCUUAACAGACAUUUUGAUCUGAACUGCUUACCAAAUUUUCAUGACUCUGAAAUUAAUUUUAAGAGUUUAUAUGAAUUUCAAACAGUAGCAUCAAAACUAAUAAACAAUCUCUAUCAAAAUAGUAAUGUCAUCGACAUUUCUAUAAAAAACAAUUCGACAACAAUUCAAAUUAAUGAAGAUGACUUAUAUUUAGUCAAUUUAACUUGUUAUAAACUUAAAUCGUUUUAUAAUGAAAGCAUAAAAAUCUGGUAUGAAAAUCUUGGCUUUGAUCUAUUUCUCAAUUCUAAAAUACCUGAACUCAUACCUCCAAUUGAUCCAAAUAUUAAUAAAAAUAUGGCAAUUGAAGCUUUCAAUAUACUUCGACAGGAAUCUGGUUGGAAAACAAUGGAACAUAUAAAUAUAGUUUAUAAUGGAAAACUAUUUAGCGUAGAUUCUAUAAUGAAAGACCCAAUUGAUAAAAUGAAUUUUCAAAUAAAAAAAGAACAUAUAACACAAUUAAUAAGAUGUAGGUACACAGAAAUAAUUAAAAAUUACCAUGUCUUAUUAUCUGCUACAUUGUCUCAGUGCAAUUCAUAUGCAAAUCGAUUCAACUACAAUUGUUUGAUUAAAUUCUUUGACUCAGUUAACAAAUCUAAAAUGAUGUUUGAAGGUCUGCAUACAGUUUUAAUUACUUUACAGAAUUUAACAUUGUGGAGUUUUACUUUAUGGUCUCAUUCAAAUUUACAAAAUAUAUUAAAAUGGGUUGACAAUUUUAAUUCUUUAUUGAAAAACAAUGAAUUUUCUCAAGAUAAAUUUGUCGAUCAUAAUGGUAUUAAAAAAACUGAGAUUAUAGACAAAAAAUGUGAAGUUUUAAGAAAUUUACGGAAAAAAUUAUAUAUUUACUUGAAGAGCGAAUUGAGUAACAUAAACACCCGUUGUAAUAUGAAAGAACAUUUUUUUGAUAAGACCCAACUUGAAAAUCAUUUUAAGUAUUUAGCAAGUACAAUGAAUACUUCAUAUAAUGAACAGUCAAUCGAAAUGCAUCAAAAAGCAUUCAAAUUUUUUGAUGAGUUCUGUGAAUAUGUUUAUAAAUCUUGUUAUGAAAAUUUAGGAUUCAGAAAAGUUGAUCGUCUCAACAAAAGCUCCGAUGACAUAUUAAUUGUGGAUUAGAUUGAUUAUUCACCUACUUGGUUUUCAUUACAUAGUAAAUGGCCAAGUAUCAAACAGUUGAAUUUAAUAAUUAAAUUUCAUAAAAUUAUUAUUAAAUUAAUUUACUAAUCACUAGAUUACAAGUCACAUUUAAUUUUUGUAAAUUGUUUAAUAACAUUAUUUUAAAAAUGUUUAGUUAGUAUUUUUAUUAUUAAAUAUGAGUUUUAAAAAAAUAUUGUUGUAGGUGUAUAACGUUAAGAAACAUUAUUUGUUUUUAAUUUUAAUAAUAUAAAAAUAAAAAAUAAUUUUUUUAACGUAUACUUUCGAGUGUUAAAAAAAAUGUGCUGUUUAAAAAUCUUUUUAUGUUUUGUGGUUAUUUUUAUAAAGAGUUAUCAAGCGUUUACAGAGUAAUGUAGGGUUGCAUGGAACAAAAUGCAUAUACGCGCGAAUAUACUCGAUAGCUCCAUAAAAAAAUAUUCUAGAACACUACACUAUAAAACGACGCCACAUCAGUCAAUCAACCAGUUAGUUCGUCACAAGUAGACAGUUAGUACACGUAGUGCAUGCAUAUAUUGUAAAUAUUCUAAAAGUGUUUAAAUAAUAAAUCGUCUAUCUUUGUUAUCUUCUUUACGUAAA
Messenger RNA from Daktulosphaira vitifoliae (grape phylloxera), 2462 nucleotides. RefSeq lists its product as uncharacterized. NCBI's taxonomy places the organism in Eukaryota, Metazoa, Arthropoda, Insecta, Hemiptera, Phylloxeridae. The coding region runs from base 105 to 1847 and encodes 580 amino acids. The record is from RefSeq and is a predicted model, not a curated record. The transcript is spliced from 2 exons.